GCCUCGUUUGCAAAGGCAUUGUCGCCAGCACUGCGUGAAAUACGCAUUCUAUGCUCGCAGACCGGUCAAGCAUCCGCAGGGACACGCCAGUUCAUAUUGUCUACGUACCCCACGAUCAAGCAACAUAAUCCUGACUUGCCAGUUAUGAUACGGGAAGCAAGUGGAACACCAGCUAGAGUAUUCGCAAGGUUUGAGCGCGGAGUUGAGAAGCACGUUGAGUUGGAUAACCUUUCCUCAUCAGAUGUUGCCUCGAAGGUAGCAUCGCUAUUGAGCGUG
Molecule: messenger RNA, 276 nt
Organism: Serpula lacrymans var. lacrymans S7.9
Lineage: Eukaryota; Fungi; Basidiomycota; Agaricomycetes; Boletales; Serpulaceae
Gene: NDUFA2
Product: NDUFA2, NADH ubiquinone oxidoreductase 10.5kD subunit
Exons: 3
Source: RefSeq, a predicted model, not a curated record